UAUUAAAACCAUGUGACAAAAUGUCCAUAGAAUAAUACAUACAUGCACUUAAAUUAAGAAGUGAACAUGUGUCAAACUUGAAUAAGAAUGCAAUUUGCGAUGUUUGAAAAUUUUGAAGCACACGUUUGUUACUUUACCUAACUUUAAACUACUCCAAGUAACGUAUGUUGUCUAAUCUAAUCCAAUUAAUUACUUUUUCCAUUAUUCAAACAAGUCAAAGCUGCCCAAUCAAUGAAAAGUCAAACUAAAAACAAGCCGACCUCAAAAUUCCUUUAUAAAUACUCUUUUAACGUGUCUCAACUUACAUCAUAAAUCAUACCCAUAAAAAUAACAUCCCCAAAAAAAAAAAAAAAAAAAGUUAUCACCCCAAAAACAAAUACAUUCACAUAAUCACAAAAAUGGCUAUUAAGAGAAGUAGAGAAGAGAUAGAGCUAGAGAGGACCAUAGCAAUGGCUAACUACUUAAUCCUCCUAUCCCGACCUCAGAACACGGUCUCACUCGAGCCGAGUACCGGUGGCCGGAUUUACGAGUGCAAGACGUGUAACCGGCAAUUCCCGUCCUUCCAAGCAUUGGGUGGACACCGGGCUAGCCACAAGAAACCUAGGCUACUAAAUAAUGAAGGUGAACAACAUCAAAGCGACGUAAGAAAGGCGAAAAUACAUGAAUGCUCAAUAUGUGGGUUGGAAUUUCCCAUUGGACAAGCGUUGGGAGGUCACAUGAGACGUCAUAGAGCUGCCCUUGCUAGAUCACAACAUCAACUUACUUUUAAAGACUCUCCUACGCUUUCGCUUUCGCUUUCGCUUAAUGGUUCUUCAUCACACGAUGUUUUGGAGUUAUCUGGUGUGAGCAAGAGCAAGAGUAGUAGUGAGGAUCAUGAUCAGAGAAGAGUUAUUUGCUUAGAUUUGAAUUUGACUCCAUUGGAGAAUGGUUUGUUAGAGUUUGGAACGUUUGUUCCUGUUGUUUGUUGAUUUUUUUAUUUUUUAUUUUUUUACUUUUGAAUAUCUUAGGUUGACAUUCGUUUUAUCUUUGUAAAGUAGUUUAAUAUUCUUUCAUUAAUUUGUUAUAUAUGUGUAUAUAGUGCUAUACUAUGUACUUGAUCUAAAUUAAUACAUCUUCUUUGUUCUUUUAAUAUUGCAUCCUUGUCUUUUAAGAAAGUCUCAUAAAUAUUGAAUUAUACACAUUUUCAAAAAACUGAUUUGAUUAUCAAGAUAUUAUUGUUUACAAUGUACAUAUCCAAUACAUCCUUACUUGUUAACAUUUAUUUUUAUUUUUUAGUUUAUGGCUUUAUGCUUAUGAUCACGGGCAAUUUUAUAUUUUCUUUACUUUGAUGCAUUGUUAAUAGAACAGAGAAAAUAGAUGAUAUUAGAUUGUCUGAAUGCAUAUGGCAUGCUCAUUUGCACGGAUAAUGAGAAUAUGUAGAUCUCUGGAUCUCGGAAAUUGGGAGAAAAGCUCUAACCAAUGUAAUUGAGCUAUAUAUACAUAUAAUUA
Chenopodium quinoa (quinoa) is the source of this 1488-nucleotide messenger RNA. Its product is annotated as zinc finger protein ZAT12-like. NCBI's taxonomy places the organism in Eukaryota, Viridiplantae, Streptophyta, Magnoliopsida, Caryophyllales, Amaranthaceae. The record is from RefSeq and is a predicted model, not a curated record. The coding region runs from base 399 to 968 and encodes 189 amino acids. The transcript has a single exon. Gene Ontology annotation, biological process: response to chitin.